AUGAGUCCCAGGAGAACUUCAUCUGUGUCUAUGAUGCUGUUGCUGUUCCUGAGCCUGGAGGCUGCAGUGAAGGCUGGGAUACUCAUCCCACAAAGUACAGCAUGUCCAAACACCGAGGACACGAACUUCCUCCAGAAUGUGAAGGUCAACCUGAAAGUCCUUAACUCCCUUAGCCCUAAAGUGAGUUCCAGAAGGCCCUCGGACUACCUCAACCGUUCUACCUCACCCUGGACUCUCCACCGCAAUGAGGACCCUGAUAGAUAUCCCUCUGUGAUCUGGGAGGCACAGUGCCGCCAUCAGCGCUGUGUCAAUGCGGAGGGGAAGCUGGACCACCACAUGAACUCUGUCCUCAUCCAGCAAGAGAUCCUGGUCCUGCGGAGGGAGCCUGAGAAGUGUCCCUUUUCCUUCCGGCUGGAUAAGAUGCUCGUGGGUGUGGGCUGCACCUGCGUUUCCUCCAUCGUCCGCCGUGUGUCCUAA
This is a messenger RNA of Psammomys obesus (fat sand rat), 477 nucleotides long. RefSeq names its product interleukin 17A (gene Il17a). Gene Ontology annotation, cellular component: extracellular region. Lineage: Eukaryota; Metazoa; Chordata; Mammalia; Rodentia; Muridae. Gene Ontology annotation, molecular function: cytokine activity. Gene Ontology annotation, biological process: inflammatory response. The record is from RefSeq and is a predicted model, not a curated record. Bases 1 to 477 code for a protein of 158 amino acids. The transcript has 3 exons.